Messenger RNA from Microdochium trichocladiopsis, 2473 nucleotides. RefSeq lists its product as uncharacterized. Bases 149 to 2131 code for a protein of 660 amino acids. Lineage: Eukaryota; Fungi; Ascomycota; Sordariomycetes; Xylariales; Microdochiaceae. Gene Ontology annotation, molecular function: oxidoreductase activity; FAD binding. The record is from RefSeq and is a predicted model, not a curated record. The transcript is spliced from 2 exons.
CCCUCAUCCACACCCUCUUGGUCAUAAAAGACGCAACGAGGAUGCUAAUUACCUCUUUGGUCCUGCCGAUCCUUCAGCUUCAAGGCAGCCUCUGAUAAUUAUCCUUUCUGCUAAAGUCGCACUCUGGUGUAUCGCUCACCUGACCAAGAUGCGCUUCCCCGUCGCCCUCCUUGCGGUGCUGCCGCUCGUCGGACUUGUCCUUGGCCAGACAAUCACCGAUGGCCAGAACAACGCCACAUUGGACGCCAACGAGACCACUGUCGCACCAGCGGCGCAGCCAGUCUCCAAAGACUCCAGCGCUGCCCCGGCCGACCUCUUCACCUCCGAGGCCGCCCAGCUCACCGACAAUGUCAUCGCCAAUCUGACCGCGCUGAACCUCACCUCGAUUGAUCUGUUCUCCUUCGACAAUGGCAGCAGCAGCACUGACGGCGCCAGCAAGCGCGACUCCGGCAGCUGCAAGUCCAUGCCCGGCGAUGUUCUCUAUCCCCCAAACCUCGUCUGGAAGGUCUUCAACCUCCUGCUUGGCGGCGCCCUCAUCCAGACCACCCCGUUAGCCUCACCCUGCUAUACCAACUGGAACAACUACGAUGCCGGCAAAUGCAGCUACAUCAGCGCCAACUGGGCCAACAACAGUUUCAUGCACGCCGACGACCCCACGAGCGUCAUGUGGCCGCUGUACCAGGGGCUCACCUGCAUGCCCACCACUACUCCGUCAGACUCUUGCCGGCUCGGCGCAUACCCCAGCUACGCGAUCGAGGUCAGGAGCGUGUACCAGAUCCAGCUGGCCAUCAACUUUGCGCGCAAUGCCAAUCUGCGCCUGGUCGUCAAGAACACGGGCCACGACUUCAACGGCAAGUCCGCCGGCGCCGGUGCCCUGUCGCUCUGGACACACAACCUGAAGGACAUCCAGUUCUUCCGCAACUACCGCUCCGGAACGUAUAACGGCCCUGCGUUCAAGCUGGGUGCCGGUGUGCAGGCCUUUGAGAUGUACGAGGCCGCCGAAAAGCAGGGCGUCACCGCAGUCGGAGGCGAGGGCAAGAGUGUCGGCGUCAUGGGCGGCUACCUUGCUGGCGGCGGCCACUCUCCCCUUUCCUCCAUUUACGGCAUGGCAGCCGACCAUGUCCUCUCGAUGGAAGUCGUGACCCCUGACGGCCGCUUUGUCACUGCCUCGGACAGUUACAACAAGGACCUCUUCUGGGCUCUCCGCGGCGGCGGCGGAAGCACCUUUGGCGUCGUCACCUCUGUGGUCCUCAAGGUAUACCCCAAGAUGCCCGUCACCAUCGCCACCUGGCAGUUCACCACAUCGCCCACCGUGUCCGCCGAGGCAUUCUGGAGCGGCGUGCGUGCCUACUACGACGAGUUCGUCCGCUUCACCGACAAGGGCACCUACUCGUACUUCCAGCUCGUGGGGAUCGGCCCCGGCGCCUUCCUCUUCGCCAUGGCCCCCUUCGUCGCGCCCAACAUGUCCAAGCAGGACCUCGAGGCGCUCCUGAAGCCCAUGUUCGAUAAGCUCUCUGCGCUCGGCAUCGCUGCCACCCCGCAAUACUUUGAAUACACCAGCUUCAAGCCCGCAUGGGAGAACCACUUCCCCCUCGAGAGCGUCGGUUCCGCCACCCUCAAGACGGCCUCGCGUCUUUUCCCCAAGGCCAACUGGCUCGACGCCGCCAAGUCCAACGCCACCUUCUCCGUCCUCCGCCAGACGGUCGAGAGCGGCGUCGUCAUGCUCGGCUUCAACAUCGCCGCGGCCCCCACGGCCGGGUUCCCAGACAACGCCGUCAACCCGGCGUGGCGCAACACAGUCUUGCAUGCCAUCUGCGGUGUCAUAUGGCCCGAGGGGUCCUCGCCGGACGUCAUCGCGGCCCAGUCCAAGAGGCUGACCAACGACGUCAUGCAGAAGUGGCGCGACGUGAGCCCCGGUGCCGGCGCGUACAUGUCCGAGGCGGAUAUCAUGGAGCCCAACUUCCAGCAGGCGUUCUAUGGUACCAAGUACGACAAGCUGUAUCAGCUGAAGCAGCGCUAUGAUCCUUUCGGUGUGUUUUAUGCGCCGACGGCUGUGGGGAGUGAGGACUGGACCGUUCGGGACCAGAUUGAUGGAUGGCCGACGCAGAAUGGACGGUUGUGCAGGCUGUAAGGCCUGAUGUACACACGUCGGAUCCGUUUGAUGACUUCAAUCUUUAGAAGCUAAUACCGCGGUCGCCAAUCGACUCUGACCCUAGCGCAUGUGCGUUUCUGCGCCUCUCCCGUCUUCCGGGUGAUGCCGCUGAGCUUGGCAUGUAUAAUUGUGGGGGGACAGCAUGGGCGGGCUAAGUGUACCCAUGCCGCUUACAUAUACGCGUUCCGGGCACUAUUGCACAUUAAUGAGCGACUUCCUUCAUAUUUGUUUCAUUUCAUUGCUAUCCAUAGAAUUAGAUAAGAAGGAUCGACCAAAUUACAUUUCAGCCGCGGAACAUUGAUUCCGCCUCCAAUGAGCUGG